Messenger RNA from Carassius gibelio (silver crucian carp), 1857 nucleotides. Its product is annotated as immunoglobulin-binding protein 1. Gene Ontology annotation, biological process: regulation of dephosphorylation; regulation of signal transduction. Gene Ontology annotation, cellular component: cytosol. The transcript is spliced from 6 exons. NCBI's taxonomy places the organism in Eukaryota, Metazoa, Chordata, Actinopteri, Cypriniformes, Cyprinidae. The coding region runs from base 90 to 1151 and encodes 353 amino acids. Gene Ontology annotation, molecular function: protein phosphatase 2A binding. The record is from RefSeq and is a predicted model, not a curated record.
UGAGACACCAGAACUGCAAGAAAGAGAACCGACCGGAAGCAAAGAACCGGAACAAACGGAAGCCGAGGCGGACAAAUACGCUUUGAGAAAUGGCGGCCGCUGAAGAUGCUAACAGUAAACAAGACCCCAGUGGUUCAGAGGCUCCGAAACUGUCGGAUUUACUGGACCGGGGCUGGAAGCUGUUUGAAGAGGUGGACACAACAAACGAGCCGAGCAGCUCCACCGCAGUGCAGGUGAAAGUGAAGCGUGCUAUCAUGCAGCUGGAGGAGGCGACGAGGAUGGUCAAUCAGCUGGUCCUGUUCAGUCAUAAUGAGGCAUUGGAGGAAAUCUCCACAGCUGACCUGAAGUAUUUGUUGUUGCCGGCUCUUCUGGGAGCCCUCACCAUGAAACAAGUGAACCCCAGCAAGCGUCUGGAGUACGUGCAGGCGGCCCGCGUCUACUUCAUGGACUUCCUCCAGAGGUGCAAGGACUAUGAUGUGUGUAGUUUUCAGCUGCCCAAAUCCAGCGAGAACACAGCAGACACUCCUCCUGAGGAGCAGACCAAUCCAGCAGUCCUGAUGCCAGUCUCACAGCCAGACCUCAUCGCAAUGGCAACACAAAGACAAGCCAAAAUAGAGAGGUUUAUGCAGCGUAAGGAGACCGAAGCCAAGCUGAGUGAGAUCAGAGGGCUGGUUGAAUCUGGUUUAGCCGAUGAAGAGGUGGUGAGAGAGUUUUACCUGCUGCAUGUACGCAGGUGGAUCACACUAGCAAUUGAGGAGAUCGACUCUAUUAACCAGGAGAUGGAGAUUCUGAAACGAAUGGAGCUUUUUAAGCAGAGCGCCCCCCAGUCAUCUCCACCUAAAAGACCACCCAUGAAGCCUUUUAUCUUGACUAAGGAUGCUGUGCAGGCAAAAGUGUUUGGUGCAGGGUAUCCCAGUCUUCCCACCAUGACAGUGGAUGAUUGGUAUGAUCAGCACCGGCGGCGAGGAUGUUUACCUGACCAGGGCAUACCACGCAGUGCAGCAGAUGUUGAUGUAGAGGAAGAUGAGAGAGCGGAAAGAGAGAGGAAGGAAGAGAACGAUGAUGAAGAGGCUCUGCAAAAGGCACGUGACUGGGACGACUGGAAGGACACACACCGGAGAGGAUAUGGCAACCGCAAAAACAUGGGCUGAGCCGAUUCCACACACUCACAUAUAAAUGCACGCAUCCCUUCAUUUCCCUCCAAAAAACCUCCCAAUGCUGCCAAUAUGUGACAUGGACACAGCUGAGAGUGGCACUGUAGUGGUUAGUUAAGGUGGUUCCUUUUUUUUUCUUCUAAACUGAGUUUGCGUAUUUGACAUUUUUUUCCAUGUCUCUAUAUAAAUCUUGGCGAGCUUAAAUGAGACCUUAAACCCCUGAGCAUCUGUGGAGACGGAUGUUUGGGCGUCACCCUUUCCUACACGAUUAAAAGUUUGCCUUUUCAUGGAUGUUGUUUUGAGUGCAGCAUUUCUACAGAAGUGUUCCUGUACUGUCAGCUUUUAGAGUCAAAAUCAGUUGACUCAGAAGGACCUUGUCAUCCACAUAAUUACAAUUUAUGUGCUGUUUGAUUUGAAGCCGGUUAAGACUGCAUGUUUGUUCAGUAUUAGCCGAUAUUGCUAGGCCUCGUUGUCUGUUUCAGAGGAGAUGUUUAAGACGGUUCUGCAAGAGUAUUUAGAACCAAUAUCAGAACUUGCAUGGAUCUGAGACUGUGGUUCAGAACUGCUGAAGAAACCGUGUGGGAUGUCGAAACAAACUGUCUAAACUGCCUUUUUAAUCUGAAAUGUAUUUAUUAUCUGCCACCAUUGCUUUUCUCUUUGUGAGGUCAACUUUCAGUUCUUCAGUAAACAUUAAGUAAAAUCA